Molecule: messenger RNA, 866 nt
Organism: Spinacia oleracea (spinach)
Lineage: Eukaryota; Viridiplantae; Streptophyta; Magnoliopsida; Caryophyllales; Amaranthaceae
Exons: 2
Coding region: 237-866 (209 amino acids)
Source: RefSeq, a predicted model, not a curated record
UUCUUUCUCUCUCAUUUCCCCUGUUCUUCAACCCUCAUCAAUUCUACUGUAACUAACAAAAUUCUGGGUAGAUCUUUAAGAAUUUAGUGAAAUUUGUUGCGUUCUCUUUUGGCGAGUUCGUGGGUGUUCGUUUGGUGAAUUCGCGACAAAAAGGGGGCAACUUGGAGGCGAUUUAGAGCUUCGGGUGCAGUGGACGAACAAGGGCCCUUUUCCUAGUUGGAUUAUCUACUUCAAGGAUGACUGCAAUGUGGUUGUUAUUGCAUCAUGGAUCACAUAGCUUUGAUGUGAGAGUUACAGACAUGGAAAAGUAUCGUCUUUUGAGGUUGUUUUUGGAUAUUUUUGAGGAAUCUGUUAGGCAGGAUGUGUUUUUACCUAGUACAUUUGCCCUGUUUAUUGAGUCUCCCUGUGGUAGAGUUGAGUUGGUAGAUGAUAAGACAAUGAAGCUAAUGUGGGGAUGGAAUUGGGGUAAGGACACUGCUGAAAUAUGGGUUGAGGGUACAGACAAACCAGGAGUGGUGUUUAGAAAUGCUGUUGCCACAAUUGAGCAUCAUAGGAAGGAGAGUGAGAGAAAGCUCAAAGAGAGACAAGAUGAACUUCUUAAGGCUCAAAGAAAGGAGGAAGAGGAAAUGAGGAAAAAACAGGAGAGAGAGGACAUUUUAAGGGAACUUCAGGAACAAAUGGAGUACACAGUAGCUGUGGAGGUGCCUGUGGUUGAUUGUGAGGACUUAAGCACUGAGUAUGUGAGGAUUAUAAGCAAGGAUGGUGCUGAUGAGGUGUUUCCAGGAGCCUCUCAACCACAACCCACACAAGAAUCUUCACCCUCCAAAAAUCCUACUUCUCCUAAACCUGGCAAAAUACGGGGAUGA